This is a messenger RNA of Brassica oleracea var. oleracea, 936 nucleotides long. RefSeq lists its product as uncharacterized. The record is from RefSeq and is a predicted model, not a curated record. The transcript has a single exon. NCBI's taxonomy places the organism in Eukaryota, Viridiplantae, Streptophyta, Magnoliopsida, Brassicales, Brassicaceae. The coding region runs from base 1 to 936 and encodes 311 amino acids.
AUGGGAGGCUUGCCUCCUUGUGGCGACUCGGUCUGGUCGGUCAAAGAUCAUCGACGACAGGCAGUAACCUCGAAGGAAUGGCCAUCGAAACCCGAGAAUGACCCCCAUAUCACUUUCUCACCUGACGAUCCCAUCGGUGUCCACCUACCUCAUAACGACCCUCUACUCGUCGAAGUAGGAAUCGCAAAGUACGACGUCGCCAAAGUCCUGAUCGAUACUGGCAGUUCAGUCGAUCUGAUCUUUCGAGAUACACUCGAUAAGAUGGGAGUCGACCUGUGCGAUAUGAAUCCGUCGUCUCGCUCCCUCACAGGAUUCAACGGGGAUUCCGAAACAAUGAUCGGGACAAUCAAACUCCCAGUCUACGCAUGUGGGGUAACGCGCACAGUCAAGUUCUCCGUCAUCCGAACGAAGUCUUCAUAUAACGCGAUCCUCGGGACCCCUUGGUUGCAUUCGAUAAAGGCAAUAUCAUCGACCUAUCAUCAAUGCGGGAAAUUCCCAGGACCAAACGGUCAGCUGCAAACACUUCGAGGGUACCAGAAGGCCGCACGCGACUUACUGAUUGCAACGGUGAAGAUGCAACAAUCGACUCCUUGCAUCAACGCGAUAUCAAAACAUAUUCAGCCGCAAAAGGACGAGAUUCUAGAAGUCACACUUGACGACUCUGACCAAAGCAAAGUAGUUCGAGUCGGCGCAUUCCUCUCCGAAGAAAUGCAACGCGCGAUCAUCGACUUCCUGAAGCAAAACGCAUCGACCUUCGCUUGGACGACCGCAGACAUGAAGAGAAUAGAUCCCGCGAUAACGUCCCACGAGUUAAAUGUCGAUCUAACCAUCAAGCCCAUUCGCCAGAAAAGACGCAAGCUUGGCCCCGAACGAAGCAAGGCCGUCAACGAGGAAGUAGAACGACUGCUCGCAGCCAGUUCGAUCGCAGAGAUAUGA